This is a messenger RNA of Dreissena polymorpha, 3639 nucleotides long. RefSeq names its product protein Wnt-4-like. Gene Ontology annotation, molecular function: frizzled binding; cytokine activity. The transcript is spliced from 4 exons. Lineage: Eukaryota; Metazoa; Mollusca; Bivalvia; Myida; Dreissenidae. Bases 1290 to 2387 code for a protein of 365 amino acids. Gene Ontology annotation, biological process: canonical Wnt signaling pathway; neuron differentiation; multicellular organism development. Gene Ontology annotation, cellular component: extracellular region. The record is from RefSeq and is a predicted model, not a curated record.
AUCUUCAGCGAAAUCUUCGGAAAAAAAUAAAAUAAGAAGUCGCUUGUUAUUGUAAUAAGAUGUUAGUGUCUUUACAGCAAACGUGUGCCCGAUGUACCUCCGCACAUGUGAUUAAUUCGCCUUCGUGAUAAGAGGCGAUGCAUUUAUUUUAAUAUAUUUGAUGUUUCGAGAUAACUUCUUUUCAGAGCGCUCAUGAGAAGAGGUAAUUUUACUAUAAUUAAUUAGACAGAUAUUGUUUAGUUGCUUCAAUACUGGAGUACUUUAGUUAUUUAUGAGUUAUCUAAGGACUCGGAUUAGAAUGUUAUAAGAUUAAAGUCAGGCGGAUGGAAUUUCGGCGGAUACGCAAUGAAAAUCUUCCCGUGUUCAUUCACGUACUACGAAAGUGUGUUCGAGAAAUAACGUCUUGGAGAAUUAGAGACAGUGGAACGUGGUACUUAAUACUGCACUUAGAUAUUGGCAUAUUACUUAGCUUAGGACAUCAAAAGAACAAACCUGAUCUCAAAUUUGCUGAACCGUGUAAAAUUAUUAUUUUAAUUGCGAAGAUGCUUGUUAUAAUCUCAUUUCAAACGACGCGCUGUUGGGACGUAAAUGUUCGGGAAUUUCGUUCAAGUGUUCUAGAAGUAAGUGAAUUAUAGUGCAGGGAAAACGCAUCAUUGCGAAGGAGUCAACUAACAACGUUUGAAUAGACGAUACUAUACAUGAAAACCCCACCUUUCGAAUACCGGAAUAAUAUCUGAUAUGCUUUGUAUACGAAAAAGUUAUCGAAGCUUUGUGUGGUCGGAUUUAAGGGGUUAGGUUGUGUUAUUUUUUUUAAUUGUUGAUUUGGAUAUCGCCAUCAAAAUUGUUGGAUUUAAAAAUAUUUUGACAACUGAUUGGGCGGCGGAAUUAUUAUUUUAUGAUCGUAUGAAGUACGACUUGUGUUAUUUUAUGUUUUAAAAAGUUAUUUUGAAAAUUGCGGCAUAAUUAAAAUGGCUGUGAUAUUUUGAUACAAGCGCCACGCAUUUGUUGUUCCGGAGAAAUUACAUGAUUAUAUUGAAAGUAUAGAACGUUUCAAUAGCGAAGUAAGACUGGGACAUGUGUUUAAACGAAAAAGAUUUGAUCGAAAAUUAAAUAAUAAAAUCAAAAUGUAGGGAUUUCAUUUUAACACUUCUCCCAUAACACUGUUUUCGAAACAGCUAAAAUUAAAAUAGAACGCAAAUAUUAUAAACGAUCGAUCUGUAUUGUAUUGGAUAAAAGUACACAUCAGUCUGCGAUAUUCACGUGAUUAGUGACGUAAAAUCGGUGACGUCAUGAAGUGGUUACGGGCUGGACCGGAUGGAGUUGCUGGAGCGCUCAUCUGGGUGACAAUGUUGACUUCCUGUUUGCUGGGAACGAAGGGCAUCAAAUGGCUAGCGCUGGCGAAAAUGAGCAGCGUGGCUUCCAUAGAGGUACCGGAAAUGUGCAAAAGCCUCGUGGGUCUCGCGAAGCGACAGGAGAAGAUCUGCCGACGGAACAUCGAAGUCAUGGAGAGCGUCCGCUACGGCGCCCACAUGGCGAUAGACGAGUGUCAGUACCAGUUCCGGAACCGGCGCUGGAACUGCAGCACCGUAGAUCCGGUGAAGCUGUUCGGGAACUUCCUCAAGCUUGGGACCCGCGAGGUGGCGUUCGUACACGCGAUCUCCUCGGCCGGAGUUGCGCAUGCGGUGACGCGCGCAUGCAGCAAAGGGGACCUCCAGACGUGCGGAUGUGACCGCACGGUGAACGGGAAGACCGCAGAAGGUUUCGAAUGGUCCGGAUGUUCGGAUAACAUCGGCUUUGGUACCGCGUUCUCGCAAAAGUUCGUCGACGCAAGGGAGCGGACGCGUUCGUCGACGCAGAAGAAAAGCAAAAAUAUAAAACGGGUGUUAAUGAAUCUUCAUAAUAACGAGGCAGGGCGAAAGGCCGUGGAAGAGAGUAUGCAAGUUGUCUGCAAAUGUCACGGCGUUUCCGGCUCCUGCGAACUGAAAACUUGCUGGCGCUCCAUGGCAACGUUCAGAGACAUUGGUGCCAUUUUGAAAGAGCGCUUCGACGGAGCGACGGAAGUCACCCUCGAGCAAAGCAACACUCGCUCCGUGUUGGUUCCGGUUAAUAAUCAGUUUAAACCACCAACGCGGUCUGAUAUUGUGUAUUUAGUGCCGUCGCCGGAUUUUUGCGAGUCAGACGCUAAAACUGGGUCGCUCGGGACCAGUGGGCGGGUCUGCAAUAAGACGUCAAAGGCCAUAGACGGUUGUGACCUCCUGUGUUGUGGUAGGGGUUACGAAACAAGAACGGUGACCGUUGUGGAGCGGUGUCAGUGUAAAUUCCACUGGUGUUGUUACGUCAUUUGUGAAAAAUGUUCGCGAACAGUGGACGAACACGUGUGCAAAUGAGCUAUUUUAAAAACGAGGAUUUACAGAUAUUUUUUUUCAAUUAUAUGCAAUAGUGAUUUAACAAUAAUCGGUUGAUACCAUUAAUCGGCCAGUACGACUAGAACAUUUUAUGUUUAAACCAUCAGCUGUAAAGUGAAGUUGUAUUCAUGUUGUUGCGUAUGUAAUCAUGUUUCUGAUGCAACAAUUAAUUGCUUCGUUUCAUAACUAGUUUUAUGUGAAACAUGUUUACAUUAAGCAAAUUGAAAAAGCUGUUAAACGUGUAAAUAUGUAUAUUCAUGAACAACACGUAUGUCAAUUGUUUUCAGAAUGUUGUUGAUAAGUGACUUAAGUGUGAAAAUUAGAUAUCAAUAUGAAGCACUUGACACUGAGCAGACUGCACUAUGGAAGAUUGUUAACGAGGACACAAUUUCCAUAACACAAGUCCUGCCAAUAUGCAAACAGACCAAACGUUUAAUGCCAAGUAACGUUUAUAGCAGAUAUUACAUUAAAACAGUUAUUUAACCCAUUUAUGCCUAGCGUUUAGUAAAAAGGCCUUGGCAAACAUCGCAGACCCUGAUGAGACGCCGCAAUAUGCGGCGUCUCAUCAGGGUCUGCGCUGUUUGCUUAAAGAAAUUUCUGUCAGAAAUAUUCUAAAUACAAAAUUAAAUAUACUAGACAUCCCUAAUUUUGGAAAUAAAUUGAUUCAGUUUAGAAGAAGGGAGAGUCCACUAGGCAUUAAUGGGUUACAAAUUUAGUGCGUUUUGACAUUAAAAGUUUGUUCGUAGUAUCCUACCUUCGUGAUGACUUAGUUCACGGUGACUGAAGUUCUUAUUGGCUUAAGUUCGUGAUGACUUAUGUUCGUGAUAAUGUAUGCACGUGAAGACUCAAGUUCGUGACGGCUGAAGCCUCUGUUGACUUAUAUUUGUGAUGGCUUAUAUUCGAGAUAACGAACAUUCGGGAGGAUUCACUUGAAGUUAGGAUGGCAAGAUGUGCGACCGUUAAGUCUUAGAUGGAAUAAAAUGUCGGUAUUGCCUACUGGUUUCCGUUUAUGACGGUAUGUCAGUGUUCAACAAUCGCACGAGAAUUUGAAAACGUCGUAGUGAGGAUGGUAAUAUUGCACGACAAACUAUUUAUAUGUUGUGCAAUGUUUUGCUGAUUCGUUACAAUUGGCAGACAAGUGUGAAAAUUUCCAUUCGCUGUGCAUGAAAGUAUUUUUUCAGAUGUUUGUUCUAUACGUUAAAGAAUAGGUACAUAUGAAAACACGUUAAUAGUA